AAAAAAGGUCUUCCCCUUUUUAUUUCUUUCGAACCCGAAUUUUUCGUAUUUUUCUUGAAAAAAAAAAAAACUCCCCCAAAAAAUCUUUCUUUAAAGAAAUGAGUGAGAAUGAAAUUGAUUUAGAUGAUUUAGAUAUUUCUGAUAAGGAAGAAUUCCUUGAAUCUUUAAAAGAACCAAAGAAACUUGCUUUAGAAAUUUGUCCUGUUGAAACUUGGACACAAAUAAUUUCUUACCUUGAAGAUAUUCCAACUUUAACUUCUUUAUCUUUAACAUGUUCAACUUUAAGAGUAUUAACCAAACAACAAUUAUUAUCUCAAAUGGUAACAAUUCCUUCAUUAAAUAAAUUGUACCUUUUUACCAAAAAUUUACAUCCAGAAUUUACCAAUCAAAAUGAUAUUACAUUUAAAAUGCAUAAAUAUAUUGAUAAAGUUGUAAUUGAAGAAAGUGGAGUUGAACCUUCAAAAUGGACUGAUAAUAUGUAUGAAUGGGAUGGUUAUAAUCAAUUAUUAGAUGAUUGGAAAAAUCAAGAAGAUUUUAGUAAAAGUGUUGGUAAAAAAGGUAAAGCUAAAAAUAAAUCUUAUAUUGAAUGGGAAAAGAAUGUUGAAAAUAAGAAAAAAUUUUACAGACGAGAAUUAGCAAAAUGUUGGGCUGUUGCUGGAAAAUUUUUUCCAUUUAGGUAAAAACUUAUAUAUUUAUAUAUAUAUAUAUAUAUAACUAUAAAAUAUAUAAUAUAUUAUAUAUAUUUUUAUUAAAUCUCAGUCAUGCUGAGAAUAGAGAAUGGAAAAAGAAACGUCAAGACAAAACUUCAACUGAUGAUAAUAAUGAAUUACCUCCAGAAGAAAAAGAAAGUAAGUCUAAUCAUUCACAAAAACAACCAUCAAAACAUCAUCAACGUCAUCAAAUGAAGUCGCAAUCGGUAAAUCAAAAGCCACCAAAGGCCCCAAGACGUAAAGAUUUAGAAAAUAAAAUGAAUCAAUCUAAAAAUUCUGAUAAUAAUAAGUGGAAAUUUUCGCAUGAAAUACGUAAUCAACCUAAACCAAGAAGACCUAAUAUAGGUAAAGGGGAAGAAGACUUUAAUCGUACAAUCUUGACAAAUUAUGUUACUCCUAAAAAUUUUAAUUCAGGCGUGAAUUUUGAGGG
This is a messenger RNA of Rhizophagus irregularis DAOM 181602=DAOM 197198, 1140 nucleotides long. NCBI's taxonomy places the organism in Eukaryota, Fungi, Glomeromycota, Glomeromycetes, Glomerales, Glomeraceae. The record is from RefSeq and is a predicted model, not a curated record.